AUGGGACUACCAAUGGAGCCUAACAUUGCAGAUAUUCAUGUCCCUAGCGGACCAACGUCCAUACACCAGGCCGAGUCAUUUGAGGGUCUGACACUACACCAACUCAUUGCGCGGAAGGACAACCUGGAAGCAGAACUGAAGGCGCUGGGGGCGGUUCUGGAUAGUCAUGGGGUUACCAUGCAGACAAGUCUUACCACGUUCGAUGGCUUCCCGAGGUCCGAUAUUGAUGUGGCGCAAGUACGAGUGACCAGAGCGCGAAUCAUCAGCCUUCGCAAUGACUGGAAAGCCCUGAUGGACAAGAUCGAGAAAGGUCUUCAUGACCACCAUGCUAAAUAUCAAGCUUCAGAUGAAUACAAGAAUUCCUUGAAUCAACCUCAACCUCAGCCAGCUCCUGCGCCACUGCAAACACCGUCUGUUCCCGAGACGCCCUUUGCUCAAGUCAACAGUGUCGAGCCUGGCAGUCCUGCGAAUGAAGCUGGUCUUAAGGUUGGCGAUCAAAUAAGAAGAUUCGGCACAGCCAUCUGGUCGAACCACGAAAGAUUACGCAAAGUUGGAGAGGUCGUCGGCCAGAACUUGGGUCGCCCGAUCGUGGUAAAAGUCACCAGGGGAACAGGACCACAAGCGCAAGAGCUAGAAUUGAGAUUGACUCCGAGACAAAACUGGGGUGGCAGAGGCACACUGGGAUGCCACAUUGUCCCAAUAUGA
Molecule: messenger RNA, 705 nt
Organism: Cladophialophora yegresii CBS 114405
Lineage: Eukaryota; Fungi; Ascomycota; Eurotiomycetes; Chaetothyriales; Herpotrichiellaceae
Exons: 1
Coding region: 1-705 (234 amino acids)
Biological process (GO): proteasome regulatory particle assembly
Cellular component (GO): cytoplasm; nucleus
Molecular function (GO): protein binding
Source: RefSeq, a predicted model, not a curated record